CGCCCCACCCACAGCGCGAGCGCCACCGGAGACCGGUCAGGGACGCGGCAGAAAAAUGGAUGAGUCCUCAGAAACAGCUCUGGUCGAAUCCUUAGGACAUGGAAACAUAGCCGCACCCCCAAAUGUUGACCCCACUAAUGACCAGGAAGAAGAAAAUCAGGAAGACCAGGCUGAUAAUGAUGCUGAUUAUUCAGCUAAUUCCACAACACAUGAUCAGGCUGACGACCCAGGAUCUACUCAACAGACCAGCUAUGAAACAGUACCCAAUCAAGAUGAUAUGGAUGAGUAUGGACAGAUUGAACACCAGGUGUCUGGCCUGGCUAAUAGAAAGACUUCUCAACAAGCGGAACGAAAAUUGUCUAAACAGGCUGAGAGAAGAACCUCUGAACAGACUGAUCGCAGGAUGUCCAUGUCUUCUGACGGAAGGCCUUAUGAGCAGACUGAGCGCAGGAUGUCCAAGUUGGCUGACCCAAGUCCUUCUGGGCAGACUGACCACAGGAUGUCAGUGUCAUCUGACCGAAGGGCCUCUGAACAGACUGACCGCAAGUUGCCCAUCCAAGUUGAGAGAAGAUCCUCAGAGCAGAAUGACCGCAGGUUGUCCAGCCAGGAUGAGAGAAGAUUCUCGGAGCAGACUGACCGCAGACUGUCCAGCCAAGCUGGGAGAAGAACCUCGGAGCAGGCUGACCGCAGACUGUCCAGCCAAGCUGGGAGAAGAACCUCGGAGCAGGAGGACCGCAGACUGUCCAGCCAAGCUGGGAGAAGAACCUCUGAGCAGGAGGACCGCAGGUCAUCCAGCCAGACUGAGAGAAGAGCCUCUGAAGAGGCUGAGCACAGGUUGUCCAGCCAGGUGGAGACAAAGUCCUCUGAACAGGCUGAGCAUAGAUUGUCCAUUGUAGCAGAGAGAAGAGCUUCUGAACAUGAUGAAACCAGCUCUUUCAUGCAAUCUGACCAAAGAAAGUUUGAACAAAUUGACAGCAGUUCAUCUGACCAGGCUGAAAAAACUUUUGAGCAUUCUGAGCACAAAUUUUCUAACCUGGAUGACCAAGAAAUAUCUGAACAAACUGAAGAAAAUUUGUUGACUCCAUUACGGAGAACUUCUGAGCACACUAACCAGGCAAUAUCUGACCAAGAUGAUCACAAACCAUCUCACCACCAGGUGAAUGAUGGAGCCACUGAACUAGAUGAGCAACAGGCUGCUGACCAAGCUGACAGCUACACUGAUCUUGCUGUUGACAAGGUUGACUACAUGGAAUUUGACCAGGUUGACUAUUUAAUGGACAAGCAGUCUGAUGACCAAGAAGACUAUCUAUCUUCCCCUAGAUCAUUUGGCCAAUAUGAUGACAGAGUAUUACCCCAGUUCAGUGAUAGCAAACAUUACACCGACACCGAGGACAGAAUACAACCCUGCACAUUUGAGGAUAGCCAAACAAAACUCCAUUCCAAUACUUCCGUUGAAACAGAAACUGAAAGCACUGUCCAAGCUCAAGACCUAACAGAUAUCAUGUUUACUGGUAAUUUCCCAGCAAAAGAUGAAGACUUUGACCAAACAUACCCCUCUGCCUCAUCCAAAUAUGAUGAUAGCACCAGCCAAGAAAACGUUCAAUCCAUAGACAUCAAUGCUCAUAUGAAGAUCCUUAUGAAGUUUCACUCCAAUACAUGGAGAAACAUCACAUUCUACAAAUAUUUCAGAAAAUCACUGAAAACUUAGUCUAUGAGAAACCAGAAGACCCUUUGAAUUUCAUGCUGUGCCAGGUACAGGAAAUGAUGAAAAACAGAGGCAAAAUAUGAAACUACAAAGAAUGAAUCUCUUUUCAGUAUGGUCUACAACCAUAAGUGUCAACAAUAUGCUGUGUUUCCCAUUCUGUAAAAUGAUUUCUGAAUAAGCA
This is a messenger RNA of Ochotona princeps (American pika), 1886 nucleotides long. RefSeq names its product testis expressed 55 (gene TEX55). Lineage: Eukaryota; Metazoa; Chordata; Mammalia; Lagomorpha; Ochotonidae. The record is from RefSeq and is a predicted model, not a curated record. The transcript has 4 exons. Gene Ontology annotation, cellular component: nucleus. Bases 56 to 1708 code for a protein of 550 amino acids.